GGCCUUUGUCUUGAUUGCUGAGUGUUAUGUGCCUUGUGUCCAAGGCUUGAUGCAAAACUACUAUCGAGCCGGGGGUCUCCCUAGAAGCAACCUCUCUAUUCCUAACGGGUAGAGGUAAGGAUGUCUACAUCUUACCCUCCUCAGACCCUACCUUAGCUUUGCUAUUGGUAGGAUUUACCGAGUAUGAUGAUGAUGAUAACGAUGAUGGAGUUACGUAUAUGUAGAACCGUUAAACUGCCAAUUCAGCUGGGCUGGGAAUUUUUGGUUUGGUGUUCCCUGAAAUCACAGUUAGCAGUUUGACCCAAACCCGAACCAUGAACACCACAUAAUUAGAUUUUGUGAAAUAGAAGAUGACCAAGGUUGGGUCAAACCCGAACUGAAAAUUGAAUGCAGAUUUCAAAGUUCAGCUCUAGUUUGAUUCAGUUAUUUGGUUACAAAUGAAAUACUGAUAACCAUAAGUUUUGUUUCUUCCAAACUGUUAAUUGAACACACAACAUACCAUAAAUUUCAUUUAUUUUUAUUUAUCUACAUUACUAUAAAAUACGUUCUGUAAAGAGCAAUCAUAGCUAUUAAGAUACGUAUGGUUUUUUCUAAGGGUGUGGUAGGUAUGCAAAGUGGACCAAGAUCUGAUUUGUGAUAUAAUAUUCUUUCUGUCACCUAUAAUUGCAGCAUAAAACAAAGGAAAAUAAUAACAAAUAGUUAACGGUAUUAUGCAAAUGGAUUUAACAAUUGUAGAAUUGGCUAGUGGGAAAAAGAUUCUCUCCUUUUAUAAUAUAAUUGUGGGUUGGCAUGUCUUUAUAGAAAAGCUAUCAAUUAUAUGGACUGCAGUUGUUAAUUGCCUUCACUUUUUCUUCACUUUCUUGCUUUGGUUUUCAAGCUUUUACACUUCUUGGAUCACCAUCGAUCUUUCUCUUAAUAUUCUGAAGUAUUAAUCAUGGGAGAUGCAGCUGUUUCGGCUCUUGUCAAGGAUGUGAUAGGGAGACUGACUUCUGAACUCAUCAAAGAGUUUGCUCUAAUUCGGGGGUUCAAGGGCGAUAUUUUGCGCCUGAAGAAAGAUUUUGAGGAGAUCCAGGCUGUUCUUGAAGAUGCAGAAGAGAAACAAGUCAAGGAAAAGGCUGUAGAGUUAUGGCUUCGACGUCUCAGAUCUGCAUCGUUCAAGGUAGAAAAUGUGCUGGAUGAUAUCUCAACUGAAACUUUGCUACGAAGUCUACACAAAGAGAUAGACAUCGAAAGAGGCAUCAAAUACAAGGUAAGAGCCUCAUUCUCGAAAUUUAAGUUUCGUGUUAGGGCUGCUCACAAAGUUAAAGCCAUAAGAACAAUACUGGAUGACAUAGCAUCCAGGAGAUUUGAGUUAAACUUGACCUCUAGUGACACAAGUCAUGUAGAUGUGGGAGUUGAAGGUGAGAUGCCGAAUAGGGAAACGAGCUCGCUUAUACUUGAUUCUUCAAAGAUUUUAGGAAGAGAUGAAGAGGUGGAGAUGGUUACAAGAACGAUAUGCAACAAAGAUAUAGGAAAAUAUGUCAAUGGUGAGAUUCGGGUGUAUGGUAUAUGGGGUAUGGGAGGUCUAGGAAAGACUACUCUAGCUCAGUUAGUCUAUAACCAUGAGAGGGUUGAUCAAUAUUUCGACUUAAAAUGUUGGGCGUAUGUCUCUGAAAACUUCCAAGUUAAAGAGAUAAUAAAAGGAAUCAUCACAUCCAUAGAUAAAUGUGAGUGUACACUUACACAUCUAGAUGUGUUGCAAGAGUCCCUUCAAAGCAAAUUAAUGGAAAAGAAAUUUUUAAUUGUACUAGAUGAUGUUUGGGCUGAAGAGAACGAAAAGGAAAAGUGGGAAAGAUUAAGUGGAACAUUAAGUUGUGGGGUAGAAGGAAGUAUUGUUGUGAUGACAACACGGUCAGAGAAAACUUGUCGAAUGAUGGCUAAGGUUGGCGAGUUACAACAUGAACUGGGAUGUUUAUCAGAAGAGAAGUCAUGGUUAUUAUUCAAGAAGCAUGCAUUUGCACAAGGAAGAGAGGGGGAUGACGAACGUAAGCUAGAGCCUAUUGGAAGGGAAAUAGUUGUGAAAUGUAAGGGGCUGCCUUUGGCGGUGAAGACUUUGGGCAGCUUAAUGUGGUCAAAAAGUAGUAGCAAUGACUGGCAACGUGUGAAAGACAGUAACAUAUGGAACUUACAAGAAAAUAAUGUCUUGCCUGCUUUAAAGUUAAGUUAUGAUAACUUGGUUCCACAUUUAAAGAGAUGUUUUUCUUAUUUUUGUUUGUUUCCUAAAGGCUAUAAAAUAAGAAAAUAUGAACUGAUCUUGUUGUGGGUAGCAAACGGUUUCAUUCCGACCAAAGAAGAAACAGACAACUUGUAUGUGAUAGGGGAAGAAAUUUUUAAUUGUUUGAUUUGGAAAUCCCUCUUCCAGGUUGAGAACAGAUAUGUGGAUGGUAUUGAUAGAUGUAAAAUGCAUGAUCUAGUGCAUGACAUGGCACGGCAUGUAAUGAAACAUGAUUGUUUAGUUAUAGAGCCUGCUUGUAACGAGGUUAAAAUCCCAGAUGAGGUGCUUCAUUUGAGCUCGUCAUGUCCGGAUGAAAAGUUAAUUUUAUCAUCUGAGGAUUUAGGAAAGUUAACAUCAUUAAGGUCAAUAUUCAUGUUCGGGGAGGGGGAUGAAGGCUGCAUUACUCAACUUUUCAACCACGUGUAUGUAAGGGUAUUACACCUGGCUCUUACUAAGUUAAGGACGUUACCUGAGUCAAUUUGUAAACUCAAACAUCUGAGAUACUUGAAUUUAUCAAAGUCAAGUAUAGAAGCUUUACCUGAGUCGAUUAUGUAUCUCCAAAAGUUGCAAGUGUUGAUUUUAUGUUAUUGUAGCGAAUUGCGUAAGUUGCCUGAAUCGAUCUGCAAGCUCAGAUAUCUGAAAUACUUGACCUUACUAGGCUCAGGAAUAGAAGUUUUACCUGACGGCCUAAAAGACAUGAUUAGCCUUCAACGUUUGGACAUCAAUCAUUGUUAUUCACUCCGACAUUUGCCGUGUGGAAUUGAGAAACUAACUAGUCUUCUGUAGGUCCCUUUUCUCGGAGGAUC
Helianthus annuus (common sunflower) is the source of this 3060-nucleotide messenger RNA. Its product is annotated as putative disease resistance protein RGA3. Gene Ontology annotation, molecular function: ADP binding. Gene Ontology annotation, biological process: defense response to other organism. Bases 935 to 3040 code for a protein of 701 amino acids. NCBI's taxonomy places the organism in Eukaryota, Viridiplantae, Streptophyta, Magnoliopsida, Asterales, Asteraceae. The record is from RefSeq and is a predicted model, not a curated record. The transcript has a single exon.